GCACAUGUCAUCGGAUCAGGUUCACUGGAGAGCGAUCCCCCGGGACUUUGGGACUCCUGAAAGCUGUUGAGCGGAGUAAAGUAUGGAAAAUGAUCUAAUUUCCGCAGUCCGACUUCAAUUGUUUCAUUUUAACGAGCAGAUAGAGAGAGAGAGAAAGAAUAGCUUCAUGAUGCAGCGAUGGGGGGUUAAGGUGGCUCUUGGGUUGAUGGCGAUGUGCUUGGCUGGAUACAUUUUAGGCCCGCCGUUGUACUGGCACCUCAUUGAAGGAUUUGCGGCGGCGGUCACCCGUUCUUCUUCGCCUUACUCUUCUUCAUGCCCUCCUUGCAACUGCGACUGCGAUUCUCACCCACUCCUCUCCAUUCCUCGAGGUUCAAUGAUCCGCCCCUACCGAAAGAAGAGAAGCCAACACAUUUCCAGCCCCAUUAGGAAGUUUGGAUUGAGCAAUGCCUCUUUUACAGAAUGUGCAAAACAUGAUCCAGAAGUGGGGGAGGACACGGAAAAGAACCUCGAAGAAUUAUUAUCCGAGGAACUGAAACUGAGAGGCAUUGAAGGUGUGGAAAAUCAGAGACGUGCCGACACAGCACUGCUAGAGGCAAAAAAGCUAACAUCUCAGUAUAUGAAGGAAGCAGACAAGUGCAAUUCCGGGAUGGAGACUUGUGAAGCGGCGAGAGAAAAAGCAGAUGCGGCUUUAGUGGCACAGAAGAGAUUGAGUGCGACAUGGGAAACACGAGCUCACGAAAUGGGAUGGAAGGACACGUUUGGCAAGUCUCAUUCUCAAUCUCAGGGAGGCUUGGAUACCAUGUGAAGUUUUGUUUCGCAUGCUCUCGUUAGUGUCACUCCUGAUUAACUAGUUGUAAGCUUUUUUGUAUACAAAUUACUUAAUUGGUUAAGAGAUGCUGACAGAUAAUCAGAAUGAGUAACACAGAGAAAUCGCGCUCCAAGGUUGAAGGCCUGAUAACUAUUAUCUUCAUUUGGAGAUCAUUUGCUCUUUGUAAUGCUGAAAGUCAACCUUUUAUGGUCAGGCUUCAACACAAGGUUGGUGCAAGCCGCCAAGCCGGCUGCCUAAGAACUACUGAUAGAAUUGUUGCUACCUGCAUAGUUCACGAAUGAGUAGUUCAAUGGACCGAUAUACAAAUUAUGUACCUGUGUGUGAGCUUGUUUUAUAAUGACUUUUGAUUGAUUUAUUUUCAUAUACAUUUCUAAAUUUGUAGGGAAUUUUCUUAUUGUAGUUGUGUUGGAAAUUUCGUUGAGGCUCUUUAUAAUUGCUGGUGUGGUAAGUUGGUAACUCAACUUUUUCGUUGGUAAUAUCGCAUGUUGAAUUGUG
Molecule: messenger RNA, 1324 nt
Organism: Cuscuta epithymum
Lineage: Eukaryota; Viridiplantae; Streptophyta; Magnoliopsida; Solanales; Convolvulaceae
Source: the annotation of a GenBank genome assembly